AUGUGCAAAAAGGCUUCAUGCGACUCGUGCCACAAGGUCACUUGGUGGGGCUGUGGGAAACACGUUGCUGGUGUCAUGGAGAGCAUUCCAUCAGAUCAGUGGUGCACAUGCGUACCACGGAUCGAGCAAGAGGGACAGCAAUACCCGCCCAAGGGCUCUUUGUCUUCGGCAUGA
Messenger RNA from Bipolaris oryzae ATCC 44560, 174 nucleotides. RefSeq lists its product as uncharacterized. The coding region runs from base 1 to 174 and encodes 57 amino acids. Lineage: Eukaryota; Fungi; Ascomycota; Dothideomycetes; Pleosporales; Pleosporaceae. The record is from RefSeq and is a predicted model, not a curated record. The transcript has 2 exons.